Molecule: messenger RNA, 9266 nt
Organism: Eriocheir sinensis (Chinese mitten crab)
Lineage: Eukaryota; Metazoa; Arthropoda; Malacostraca; Decapoda; Varunidae
Product: glycine receptor subunit alpha-4-like
Exons: 10
Coding region: 989-2836 (615 amino acids)
Biological process (GO): nervous system process; chemical synaptic transmission; signal transduction
Cellular component (GO): neuron projection; synapse; membrane
Molecular function (GO): neurotransmitter receptor activity; extracellular ligand-gated monoatomic ion channel activity; transmembrane signaling receptor activity
Source: RefSeq, a predicted model, not a curated record
GUGAUCCACCAACCGCGGCAGAGGAAGGGUGUUGCUUUUACCUCUCCCGUGCACAACGACCACCAACGUGACCUCCAACCCGGUGACGCUGAGAGAGAAAGUAAUCACGCUCCUCUUUUUUUAUCACGUGUGGUCGAAAGUAACUGUCUCUCUAAACUUAUACGUCAUAAAAACUUAAUCAAGCAUAAUUUUCAAGCACUUUAAAGAGCUUAGCGAAACUUCGGAGUGACUUAAAGACCUGUCAGAGGCCCUUAUUACGGGGACUGAAGUAUAAGGAGGAGGAGGAGGACGGACUGAAGGCAAGACAGCGAGGGUGGAAGGAGGCGGCGAGUAAGACGAAGAGAACUUAUUAAAGAAAGCCCCCAGAGAGUGAGGAGCCGCGACCUCGAUGUUCAGGCCUGGAUAUUAGGGUCACAGGAGCAGGAGAGAGAGAAAACAACGAUCCUGACUCACCUUUAACCUUCACCUCUGCCGCCACUACCACCAUCACCGCCACCAUCAGCCAGCCAGCCAAUCAGCCAGUCAUCCUCAGUGGUACUUGUGAUCUCUUCCCCUUGACACCAACUAGAGUGGGAGAAAAAAAUCACUCCAGGGAGACAUCUGAAUACACUCCGCCAACUCCAGUACCAGUUAAUCAGUGCCAAUCAGUUCAUCCGUCAGACGAGCCUAUCAACCCAUCUCCUGAGACCCUGGGCCUCAUAAGACGUAAACAAGUGGUAUCAAAUAUAGUCAUAAUUCUCAGAAGACGCGAGUGAAUCAUCUUUGUCCCUCCCACACGGCGAGACUUAAAGAACUUUUGAGACGUUCAUGCGCACCUUUUUUAACCUGCGAUGGCUGGACUGACGUGUGCGUGGGAAGUGCAGAAGCCAGCGUGAGGCACCGAGAGACCAAUUCGAGGAAACCACCGACAGAAUCCUAACUUUUCCGGCUCUUCCGCCCGUCACAGCCUCCUCUCCGCAGCCUCUCCUCCGCUGACGUCUCAUCCAUCAUGUGUCCCAGAUUCCUCCUCCUCCUCCUCUUCCUCUUCUAUGGCCUCUUGGUGUCUUCGGCCACGUCUCCCAAGCAAGAUCUUCCGCCGGAGCACAGGAGUCACGGCGGUGCUGACAACAAUGACUCGGCGGACAAUGGCAGAAGCGGAGGCGGCAGUGGUGGUGGCGUCGAUGGAGGGGAUGCUACUGGUACUGACGGCGCGACUCCAACUGGAGGAGGAGGGGAAAGAAGAGCCCCGGCAGGAGGAGGGGAGAAAGGAGGAGGAGGCAGGAAGGGCGGCGGCGGGCCCAGGAGGUACAACAUCCCCAGCAGCGAACUGAAGAAGCUGGAUCAAUUAUUUGUCUCCGAAGACGACAAGAUGACGUACGACCGACGCCAGACGCCCAGCUACACGGCAGGUUCGCCCACACGAGUCCAUAUCGAGAUGUACAUUCGAAGCUUCGGAUCCAUAAACCCGAUUCAGAUGGACUACACGGUGGACCUGUACCUGCGGCAGCGGUGGCUGGAGCUUCGGUUCCUCAACAACUCCCUCACACGACCCGUGGACCUCAAUGACCCGGUGCUGGUCAAGAUGCUGUGGAAACCUGAGGUGUACUUCCCCAACGCCAAGGAGUCCGACUUUCAGUACGUGACUGUGCCCAACGUGAUGCUGAGGAUCCACCCCGAUGGGACCAUCCUCUACAUCCUCAGACUGAAGCUGACGUUUUCAUGCAUGAUGGAUCUCUCCAGCUACCCUUUGGACCACCAGACGUGCUACAUCCAGAUUGCCAGCUUUGUCAAAACAACACGAGAGCUGGAGCUGACUUGGUAUGAAGACUCUCCCUUAAAGAUGUAUCGCCGGUUGAAGCUGCCUCAGUUUGAGAUAAAAGAGAUCAAGUCAGAUGUGUGCAAUCAGUCCUUCCAUAUUGGAAACUACAGCUGCCUGCAAGCAGUGUUUGAGCUGCGGCGCAACAUUGGGUACCACUUGGUGCAGUCGUACCUGCCCACGUCCCUCAUUGUGGUGGUGUCGUGGGUCAGCUUCUGGCUGGACGUGGAUGCCAUCCCUUCCCGCGUCACUCUGGGUGUCACCACACUCCUCACAGUCUGCUCCGAGUCUACCUCCUUCAGGGACAAGAUGCCAGCUGUGUCGUACGUUAAAGCGCUGGACAUCUGGAUGGGUUCCUGCACAGCCUUUGUCUUCCUGGCUUUGGUGGAGUUUACUGUUGUGAACCACAUUGCUCGCCACCACCGCAGGUUUCUGUUUUGGGGUUCUGUGUACUGGCGCUCCAGACUUGCCUCCAGCAGCCAGAACCAAAGCCUUCUGCAGUCCAAGCAAGGGAUGCCUGGAGUCUCCUCCACCAAGUGUUCCAACAUCGACUCUCUCUAUACCUGUGCUCAAACUUCUUCCUUCGGAGGCCAGGAUGAUGCUAGCAAACAGUGCCAUAAAAGAUUGAACACUUUAUCAAUGAUUGAAACUCAGCCUGGCGGCAAGAGGACCAUCAUACCAGAGGACAUGCUUAUGGAGGAGACUGUUGAAGUUCACAGUGGAGACUUCUCAGGUGACUCCCAAGAGACUGUUCAGGUACACAGUGGAGGCUUCCCUAGUGGAUCUCAUGAAACUGCUCCAUGUAACAGUGACGCAGCACACUGUACAGGCACUGGCUCUUAUGACAUUGAGGAUGAGGAUGAGGUCAUCCAAAGCCAUAACCAUGGCCACAGUGAUGCAGGAUUGUCUUGUCUUCCAACACUCUGGAAGCAAGAAGCAGUGUUUGCAAAAAGAAUCGACAAAACUUGUAGGGCACUUUUCCCCGCCAUGUUCGUUGUCUUUAAUCUCAUAUAUUGGUUGUACUAUCAGGUCUUCACGUGAUAUAUUAGUACGAAUUCGGGUAUUAGCUGUUAGUUGUUAUGACUAAAACCUGCAGCCACGUACAUGUCCACCACACCUGCCAGCUUCACCAUACAAGGAAUGUUUGCCAAUUCCUAUAGGCCCUUCCAAAGAAUGACUCCAAAAAUGGCCUGUCACCAAUUUUAGCAGUUGAAUUGGGCCUAGGCACUAGCCAAGUUUCUUAACUACAGUGAAGUACUUUCACCUCUGAAAAUCGAUGACACGGGAAUAUCUCACUAAAACUACUAAUAUGAUCAUUUAAAAGACAUAUGUCACUAUACAGUCAUACUUCAGUUUACGAGUUUAAUUCGUUCCAGAAUUUUGCUCGCAGAACAAAAACUCGUAAACCAAAACGAAUUUUCCCAUUUAAAAUUUUAAAUUAAUGUGAAUCCCAUUAAUGCGUCCAAUAUCCCCCAAAAAUAUUAUCAUAAAAAUCAUUUUACCUAUUUUAUACAGAAUAAAAGUAAUUUUACUAUCAAAUACCAAUGAUAAAUAAUAAAUAAACAAUAUAGUAUAAUAAUAUAAAUAUCAAUAAUAUAAAUAAUAGUGUAAUAUAUAAAUAAUAUAGUAAUAAAAUGCUUUUGAAAACUCAAAGAUGGCACACUAGAGCACAAACAUAAGUGGACACGAGCGCGCGGGUGCUACUUCUGUGAGUGUACGACGCAGACUGAAGGCAGUGUCACACUGGGCUUUUUCCUCCAACCGUUAGAGCAAGGAGCAACUGCGGUUGCCCAUACACUCAACCGGGAGCGAGUUGUUGGUUUGGGUAAACACUCCUGUCGUCCCAUCUUUGAAGUCAUGAUCGUACCCACAACCGCUUCUUCUUUCCAUUUAACUAUAGCUACAAGUCCAUAAUUUGAAGAACAGCAACACAAGCAACAACAGCCUUUACUUUUGCAAAUGGCACCAUGUGGAUACAGGGCGACUGGUUUGUUUACAUUCUGGAUGCAAGCAACCAACCUUGGUCCUUUGAUGCACAUCCAGAAAAGUUGGAGUUGCUGGUUGCACCUACUGCCAAUGCAGUUGGAGGAAAAAGACCCACUGUGACACCAGCUUGUGACCCCAUUCCUGUUGUUUUCAGCUCUGAGCGCUCUCGUCUUGCGGUGAACAAAAAGAACCCACACUCGCGUCUUCAACUUGAACAAACAGGAUGCUCGCACACCAAGUCACCACUCUUAAACCAAGGCAUUUUAAUGAUUUUUAUUUUUGCUCAUAAAUCAAAAUGCUCGUAAACUAAGUCACUCGUAAACCAAGGUAUUACUGUGAUAAUGCCUUAUAACAGUGCUUCACUCAGAAGAAAUAUAUUGAAAUAGUACUUCUUACACCUCUCCUUUCUUAAACCAUAUAUGAUGCACAUACAUGGCUAUGCCAAGUGAUAUUGUAGUUGGACCUAGAAUCAUUCACAGAGCAUGCAUUUAUUUACAGUAAAACGACUGUGUAACCCCUCAAGAGCAACUAUCCCAAGGUGAAGGCAUUUAGACGACAAAGCACUAUGUAGGCAUUUCAAACAAGGAGUGAAUGGACAAGUAACUGGGCUAUGACAGCUGCUUCCUUAAUUAAUGAAGCUGGGCUAAAGAGAAAUUACUUAAUAGACUGGGCGAAUAUUGAAGAGAGUUAGUAGGUGAGGGAAGGUUCCCAUGAAGGAGCGGGACAUCAGAGAUAUAGAUAAAUAGAUUGCUGAAGAAUAGUGGAUUGGUAGCUGAAGAGAAUUCUAAACAUGUACAAAAUGAGGAGUGUUAUAUGUAAAUUCAUUAGGGACAUCAUGUUUGAAAAAGUAACAUAUGCAUCUUGGUGUCACUAUAAUCAUUAUAUUGUGAAUAUAUUUAUCCCUCGUGAAUGAUCCUAGACCCAACUCAGAUCACUUGAUAUAGUCAAGUGUGCUUCAAAUAUAUUUUUCAACUCGAUUUACAGAACUUUGGAGGCAGGACGUUGUAAUGGGGAACGAUGUAUUGGGAAUAUGCCUCCACAAAGCUGAAUCUUACAUGGAGCAAAGUACAGAAUUAUGAGGCAUUCUUUUGCUACAUCACCUUUUUAACCCGUGAGAUUUGAUACAACCUCAUAGAACUGUUUCUGAGUGUGUGACAUACACUCACAUACAGCCCAGGUAUGCUCCCAAAGUGGAUCAGAUUGUAGAUCAAGGUGUCCCAUCACUUCUUGGGUCAGUUGCCUGGCAGUCACGCUGGAGGAAAAGACACACAGGGAAAUGGUUAACUUGGAAAAAAAUACCAGACCCAAUAGAUUGAAUAAGUAUAUUUGCUGUUUUGUGGGAUUUUUCUCACAUACUCGUACAGAGGUACAAGUAACAAGUGUAGUUGCGUGACUCUGCCUGGCUCUGGUUCCCAAAUCCACCUGCCAUAGUUGUGGAAAGUUGCGCAUUCAUAAACAAGGGGAAAAUACUGUUUAAGUUUAAAAGAUUAAUAGAAAAAAUAGAUAUAAACAUUCUAUUUUUUGUCACUUGUUCAUUUGUAUACAUUGACACAAUAUUUGAGUUUUUUCCCCAAAGGGAAUGCAGAUUGGAAUGGUGCUUACAAAUUGACAAGCAUGCCUUUAUUAACACCACUCAUGUCAUGAAGCACUAAGGCCAUUGUGUUGUCUUCAUUACACUUCUUAACAUUAUGCAUUUUGCCUCAGUCUUCUCAUCCUUUGAGCAAUCAGUGUGAAUCAGUGAUAAAGGCUCAGCUAAGCCCAGCAAUGCACACUUUAAAGAAUAUUUUCUCUUCAAGCUCUAAAUUGACGUCAUAUACUUUUCAUUACGUGUAAAUCAUCUUAAAGGCUCAGCAAUCAUCAUCAAUCCACUUUUAAAUUUGACUGCAUAAUUAGCUUGGAAUCAGCUUCUUGCACCUUACAUCACAUUCUGCCCCCUUUCUCAUGUAUGCCAGACAAGCAUUAGAUACUAAUUUUUAUCAUUUAUUUCCUACACACCAGAUUAUCAUUCUGCAGCUGUGUUGAGUUUGUAGCUUCUAAACAGACUUUUUCUAUAGCCCCAUCUUUUGAGUGCUGAUAUUCCCACCUGUCCUCUUACUAUCCAUACCAUUCACUCCAUUAUUGUAUAAUAAAAGUCACCUCCAUAUAUCAGCCUCACUAUACCGAAGGCAAUGAAUGUGACUGGCUCUGUACCUGCUGCCUCUACUCCUCCAACGAAUCAGUUUUCUGAUGUUACCUGUGCCAUAUCACUCACCUGUGUCAGUAAGGUGUUUUUGUCACUACUGUGUUGUUAAUGAGUGACUUUUAACUACUUCUUACUCCUACGGGUCAUUUAGCAGUCAUCAUCAGUUUGCCAUUUGAGUUUGUCAGAGGUUUUAUUGUAAAUAGAUUCAGUGGCAAGCUUAGGUGCUUCCAGAUUAAGCUUCCGAUCAAUUGUGUUGCUUCAUUGGUGUUGAGCAGCUUACAAUCAAAUGUGACCACCAUCAGUUUCUGGGAACAAGGUUUCUUUAGUACAUGUUUACCCAUCCCAAGAUAGGUGCUAGAAAUGGAGAAAACUGGAUUAAGAGCCAUCUAUUUAAAUGGAUAUUUUGCCACAGUUUUUUGGGAAAAGCUGGUUGUUGAAGGGUUCGGUGAUAUAGGUUGUUACUAGAGGUCAUUUUUGCCUCGGCUGUUUUCAGUUCAAAGGAGAGUAAACAUUCUCCAGUGAUGCCAAGUAGCCAGCCCUGGUUUCCAUUUCCUUUCUGUCUCUGUGUGAUGCAAGCCCUGCACCUCAUAAUACUGUAACUGUGUUGUGAUGGUUAAGCCAUGAAAAGAGAAUCUCAGCCUUUUGUUUCAGAAUUAACAAUGUGUGACACUUCUGUUUUCCUCUUCUGGAUGAGGCAGAGGAAAAUGACCAACCCCCAUCGUGUAUCCAGUUGGUGAGUGUGGAAAUGAUCUGUUUUGGUUCUUUUGGCAGUAGUGAACACUGACAGUGGUAGCACUGAGGUUUUGUACUGAUAGAAGUGAUGAUGGUGCUAGUUAAGGUACUGAUCAUGGUGGUAAUAUGGUUGUUACACUUUCUUGUGGCAGUGAUAGACAAAUGUAGCAUUUACUGUCAUGGAUAUAUUUCCUCCACCAUCUUGCCGUCCACUCUUCUCUCCCUUAAAAAGGAAGCAACAGUGCUUUACCAUUCACCAUAAUUGACUUUUUUUAUGGCAAAAAAGACAGUUCAAUAUUAAUCAAACAGAGUCCCACUAUAUCACUACUCCCACAAAAGAGCCAGAAGAGAAUUAAAAAAGAGAAUGGUCAGAUUUGGUUGAAGAGGUGUUUUGAUACUUGAAACAAAGUGUCAUAGAAAGCAAGAAAUACAGGUGAAAAGAGGCUGUCAGAAGCCUUUGAAAUGUCUAAGGCAACAGAAAAAGUUUCACUGAAAUAGCUAAGAGAGGAUGACCAAGAAUCUGUUAGGGUGGCAAGAGUUGUAGAGCACUGAGGAAUCUGAAGUAGUUUAAAGGUAAUAGAUGCUGAAGAAAUUUUCGUUUAAGGAUUAUUCCAAAAACUUUAAUGAGACAAGAAAGGAAGCUAUUGGAUGGUCGUUUGAAGGUUAGAGCAGUCACCCUUCUUAGGUAAAGUUUUUAUGUGGGCUUGCUUGUAGCAGGAAGGAAAGAUAGAUGUUGAUAGGCAGAAGCAAAAGAUGCCAAGACAGGGUGUCAAAGUAAAAGCACACUUUUUAAGGACAAUAGAAGAAACUCCAUUAUGUCAAUAAGGCUUCUGAAGACUGGGCCAGAAAGGGCAUAGAGAACAUCUUUCUUAAGAAUUUUAUUAUCAUGUAUAGCAAAGUCAGAGAGGGGCAGGCAUGAGUGGGAGAAACAAACUCCAAAUCUGGAUGAGUACAGUUUUCAGAGAAAGUUUGAGCGAGUAAUUGAGUAUUAAUCAAUCGGUCAAUAGGGGCACACACUGAGGGGCACAUCACCUCACCCACCCUAUGACGCCGAACCGGGGGGGUUUCUCCCGGUUAAGCCUCCAUGUAGGCCUCCUUACCAUCAUAAGUACCUCACGGCAGGAUCUGUCGACAUCCUGAAGCCAUGAACACAAACCCUGGCCGUCCCUUUGGCCUCCCCCACUCGGAGUUGUCUCUUACAGAAACAUCCUGUUGAGCAGGAUCGACUUCUGAGUAGCAUGCCGCAUGCUUGUAUAGCUGGAGUUGGUGUUGACAGACUAUGCAGAUAAUAGAUGUCAAAUCAGUCUCACGGAGUAGUCGCCGGUCUGACACACAGUCAUUCCAACAAUAUCCCAUGAUUCUGUGUAGCCACUUAAUACCAAAGACAUCAGUCCGCCUCUCAUUCAUUCAUUCAUUCAUCUUUGACACCUGCUCCUAGGAGCUCCCACCAGGGGAUGGCCAUGGCAGAAGAUUUUCCAUCUCUAUCCAGACACUCCCUCCUUGCCUGCUCAAAGUUUCUCAAGGAUCUUUCACCCCUCUCCCUGACAUACUCCUGAACCCUAUCUCUCCAUUUCACUGGAGGUCGUCCUCUGACAUUUCCUCCCUCUAUCUCACAGUCACCCUCCUGAUUAUCUUACUCUCCUCCAUUCGCUCCAUGUGGCCAAACCACUUUAAAGUCUGUCGCUUCGCCUUCACUUCUUCCAACACUCCACACUUCUUCCCUUCACCCAUGUGACACAUUCCAAAACGCUCAUACACACUUUCAUUACUCAUUCCAUCCAUUCUACUCACACUACAUUCACUUCUCAAAUAACUCAUUUCCACUGCCUGCACUCUAGACCUCUGACUUUCAUUCCAGGCCCAUGUUUCACUUGCAUAUGUGAGGGUUGGUACUAUUAAUGUAUUUCUCAAAUCCCUCUUUACCUCCAUGCUCUUUGGGGCAAGUUGUGAUCAGAAGAGUUCAAUGGAGAUUAUAGUUGAAUGGAAUAAACCUUAUGGGUUAGAGUUAGGAAGAGAUCUAGUGUUGGGCAUGUCUCCAAGACAGUCAGGAUCAUAAACAAGAGCAAGGUUAGUUGUAGGUUUGUUUACCAGGCUGGUCAGUGAACAGUGAAGGAGAAUAAAUGUCAAAGCUUGUGAUGAACAUUGGUUAAAUCUCAAGUAAUUUCUAUAAAGUUGAAGGGUAUCUGUGACAUUUGUGAUGAGACCAAAAUUAUUAAACUUGAAAAUUAAGCAGAGGUUCUUGAAUUAUGUUGGACAGUUGUAACUUCUGAUAUCUCAAAUGCUUUCUUAGCGUAAGUGUAAGUUGAUUAACAUUCAGGCGCAUUUUUUCAAAUUCCCACAUCAACCACAGCAUUUCUUGGUCUUUACAAGUCAGUGUUUCCCCAACCACUUUGCCAUUCAAAUCUCUCCUGUCUUUUCUGACUUUUUUUUUUACUUUGCUACCCUUCUAUAGUAGCUACAUGGAUUCUAGAGACAUGGAUGACCCGUCUUCUAUAGGCCAGGCCUGUAACAAUAACAUAAGUAAUUACUGUACUGUACAUUAAUAUUUAUUAUUGAUACAGGGUGACAAAA